GUCCGAGGAGUUUUCGUGGCUAAUCAGCCAUAUACCUUGAUGGAUAGGAGAGACUUCCGCUAGAGUGGUUUAGUGGUAGUAAACAUGGAUUUGGCGAGGAUAUGAAGAUACAAAAUGACUAGCUGAUCGCACCUAAUUCUUCUUUCUCCCUCCCACGCCUUCCUGUCGGCACCUUUAACAAUUCCAUUGUUCCUUUCUCUAAUUUCUCUUCUUGUUAGCCACUUACAUCUUUGCUUUUUCUUCAACCUUCAAGUCAGACUUCCAAAAGGAACAGACUGGUCUCUUUGAGACUUCCCCAGGACAAAAUGUCCUCCUCCGAUUUUGACCCAAACAGGGUCAAUUUGAGCACCGCUGACCCACGCGAGAUCAUCUGUGCCAUGAACGCAGGAGAGAACGAAUAUGACGGACACAUCGGGGCUCGCAUCUCAGCGAUCUUCGUAAUCUUCUUCGUCUCUUCCUUUUUCACUUUCUUCCCCGUGGUAGCUUCGCGUGUGAAGUGGUUCAAGAUGAACAAAUAUGUUUACCUCUUCGCCCGGUACUUUGGGGCUGGGGUUAUCAUAGCAACUGCUUUCAUCCAGUAUGUUCUCUCAUCUUCCAUCAAGCUUUCUUUCUAACUCAAGUAGUCUUUUAGAUCCCGCUUAUGAGAAAAUCGGACCGGCAUCUUGUGUUGGUAUGACAGGUCAUUGGGCGGAUUACUCAUGGUGUCCAGCAAUCGUUCUCACUUCCAUCAUGUCCAUCUUCCUGAUGGACUUUUUCGCUGAGCAAUAUGUAAACAUGAAGUAUGGAUAUGCUCAUAGCCCUGAUGUCGAGCAACUCAUUACUGCAACACCUGGACAAGCAGCCAUCAGCCAUCAACAACUUCAUUCCGGCGAUCAGGAUGACCAAAUGCACCUCCAGCAUUCCAUCAAUUCCGUUCAACAGGCCAAGGACCGUAACCAUAAAGACAACGAUAGCGAGAAGAACACUAUCACUCCUUCAAUGGACGAUCUCACAGAGCGUUCUUUCCGUCAGCAAAUCGCAGCAUUCCUCAUCCUCGAAUUCGGCGUCAUCUUCCACAGCGUGAUCAUCGGUCUCGUAAGUCCCACUCUUCCCAUCCUCCUCGCUUCUCCCCCCUAACACCACCUCGCCUAACCCCCCUCAUCUCUUCCCAUCACCACCAACCAAAAAAACCCUCUGACACACCCCAAGAACCUAGGCACAACCGGCCCCGAAUUCAGCACCCUCUACCCCGUCCUCGUCUUCCACCAAUCCUUCGAAGGCCUUGGAAUCGGCGCCCGCAUGUCCGCCAUCCCCUUCCCAGCGCGACUCUCCUGGCUACCUUGGGUCCUCUGCUCCUGCUACGGCCUCACAACGCCCAUUGCUAUUGCAAUCGGUCUCGGGCUUCGAACAACCUACAAUGCUGGUUCGUUUACCGCGAACGUCGUGUCGGGCGUGCUGGAUGCGAUCUCGGCGGGGAUUUUGAUCUAUACGGGUUUGGUGGAGUUGUUGGCGAGGGAUUUUUUGUUUAAUCCUGAGUUGACGAGGGGGAGGAGGAGGUUGGCGUUUAUGGUUGGGAGUGUGUUUUUGGGGUGUGGGGUUAUGGCUUUGCUUGGGAAGUGGGCGUGAUGUUUGGGAUGGAAAAGUAUUUUCUUGGGGUGUUGCUUUCUCUAAUGUUUUAUUAUUAGAUUUUAAUGUUUUUUGGGAAUGAAUUGAACUGGUUCAAGUAAUGAAUGUCGGAUGAGAUGUGGUGAAUAAGAGUUCCAGGCUCGAAGAACUACAAUAUCUUAUUAGCUCCUCAUUGCCUCAAUCUUUCUUCCUUUCUGCGAGAAGGAAGACAAAGAAAUACAUUCCUACCUAAGAACCUAAUACACAUGUGGAAUACGAGGAACUUGGGAACAAACUACACAACAACUCGAGUGCUGCUCAGAGUCACUCUAUAUUAAGUCAAGUUGAGUUAGGUAGUAGUUUCAACUACUCGAAUAAUACCCAAGUAAUUAUAUAAAACGC
This is a messenger RNA of Hymenoscyphus albidus, 1986 nucleotides long. The record is from the annotation of a GenBank genome assembly. NCBI's taxonomy places the organism in Eukaryota, Fungi, Ascomycota, Leotiomycetes, Helotiales, Helotiaceae.